ACAGGUCACUCCGCUGUGUGUCUGAAGCCGUUGCUGGGCUCUUACCGCCGGGUUUUAGCUUUAAUAUUAUAACCUCACCAUAGUUCAUCUAUGCGCUAAAGGGAGCAACCCUGCAAUGGAUUAAAGCGACAACAUGGUCUGACUUGAGCGUCAAAGUGAAUGGAAGAUACCGUCUGUUGGAAGUUUUAACCCAAGUAGGGUCCAGAGACGAGGCGGCCAACAUGUGCAACUGAAGACGUCUUGUUGAUCACAUGGGCUACUGACCUGUGCUGACCCGAUGGUUUAAUCAGCAGGACUAAAAAUGAGCAUCAGCAGCGAUGAGGUCAACUUCCUGGUUUACAGAUACCUACAAGAGUCAGGCUUCUCCCACUCAGCAUUCACCUUUGGCAUAGAGAGCCACAUCAGCCAGUCGAACAUCAAUGGAGCCCUGGUGCCCCCUGCUGCCCUCAUCUCCAUCAUCCAGAAGGGCCUGCAGUAUGUGGAGGCCGAAGUCAGCAUCAAUGAGGACGGGACCCUGUUUGAUGGACGGCCUAUCGAGUCACUGUCUCUGAUUGACGCCGUCAUGCCAGAUGUGGUCCAGACCCGGCAGCAGGCCUACAGAGACAAACUGGCUCAGCAGGCGGCGGCGGCGGGCAGCAGCAGCAGCAGCACGGGGCUACAGGGAGGUUCCAAGAACGGGGACGGAGGACCUGCUAAUGGAGAGGAAAACGGAUCACACGCCUUAGCCAAUAACCACUCAGAGAUGAUGGAGGUGGACCGGGAUGUGGAGAUCCCCCAGAGCAAAGCCAUGGUCCUGCGAGGCCACGAGUCGGAGGUUUUUAUCUGUGCCUGGAACCCGGUGAACGACCUGCUUGCUUCCGGGUCAGGAGACUCGACGGCGCGGAUCUGGAACCUGAGUGAGAACAGCACGGGGGGGUCCACCCAGCUGGUUCUGAGGCACUGCAUACGGGAGGGCGGCCAGGACGUCCCCAGCAACAAGGACGUUACCUCCCUGGACUGGAAUAGUGAGGGCACAUUACUGGCCACCGGCUCAUACGACGGCUUCGCCCGGAUAUGGACGAAAGAUGGAAACCUGGCCAGUACUUUGGGUCAGCACAAAGGGCCCAUAUUUGCACUCAAGUGGAACAAAAAAGGCAACUUCAUCCUCAGCGCCGGAGUAGAUAAGACAACAAUUAUCUGGGACGCACACACAGGGGAAGCAAAGCAGCAGUUUCCUUUCCACUCAGCACCAGCUCUGGACGUGGACUGGCAGAACAACAACACGUUCGCCUCCUGCAGCACAGACAUGUGCAUCCACGUGUGUAAGCUGGGUCAGGACAGACCUGUCAAGACUUUCCAGGGACACUCGAAUGAAGUGAAUGCCAUAAAGUGGGAUCCCACGGGCAGCUUGCUGGCCUCCUGCUCAGACGACAUGACGCUCAAGAUCUGGAGCAUGAAGCAGGAUUCGUGUGUCCAUGACCUCCAGGCCCAUAGUAAAGAAAUCUACACCAUCAAAUGGAGCCCCACGGGCCCUGGGACCAACAAUCCCAGUGCAAACCUCAUGCUGGCCAGCGCGUCGUUCGACUCAACUGUGCGCCUGUGGGACGUGGAGCGUGGGGUGUGUAUUCACACACUGACCCGCCACCAGGAGCCCGUCUACAGCGUAGCCUUCAGUCCUGACGGCAAGCACCUGGCCAGCGGCUCCUUCGACAAGUGUGUCCACAUCUGGAAUACUCAGACGGGUGCUUUAGUUCACAGCUACCGGGGGACCGGUGGGAUCUUUGAGGUGUGCUGGAACGCCACAGGGGACAGAGUAGGAGCGAGCGCGUCAGACGGAUCGGUUUGUGUACUAGAGCUGAGGAAAUGACAUUUGUGUGUGUUGUAGCUGUGGACCGACUACGAAUGUGUACAUAGCCAAAAAGACUGUCCCUGCCUGUCCGCCACACUGCUGUCUGUCCCAUCAGGGUCGGCUUCUUCGUGGACGUCCCACAGUUCAUCACGCCUGCGCCGUACAGACGUAGGAAGAGCCUCCUCAACGUCACUAGGACCCCCAGUGGGUGAAACAAAACUCCGGCAUCCUUCCAUCUUCUCAUGUCCGUAUUUGCUAAAUCAGAAGUGUACACAUUUUUGAUUUUCAAAAGAGAUCAAAAAUGAUCUCUUUUGAAAGAGAUAAAAAAUGAUCAACAAAACAGAUGUAAUUGUUGGUGUAAUAUAACACAUACCCAUCAGAAUCUGGCAGCCCACGCAGAGCUAAAUUUGGACCUCACUGGGUUUAUCUUGUGACGUGAGAAGCUUAUUUUUUUUCAUUCACAGAUCCACUCAUUUCCUGUUGGUGACAUAUGCCAACUCCUUCUUUUAAUCCAAGGGAUGUUUUUAAGUUGUCGCUGGUUUUAAAAGUGAGCAGAGCCUUGCAAAAGUAUUCACAUCUCUUCAAUUUUUAAGUCGGAACCACAAACUCUCUUUCUAUUUUAUUGGGACUUUGUGUGAUAGUCCUACACAAAUAAACAAAUAGUGAAAAAUAUGGAAAACUGGACUAGUUAUCAUUGCAAACCAGUGUUAGCUUAGCCAAGUUGAAUAAAUAAUACCAAUGAUCAAGUCUUUUCUCAGAUUCCAAAAUGGAUUUUGGUCUGGGAUUUGACUGGUGGAGUUGAACCUCCACCCCAAUAUCAAGUCUUUUUCACCAAGGUGUGUAGCUCCAUUCGUCCUCUGACCACCUUCUCUGCUUCUACAGAAAAAAAAAUAUAAAUGCAUUGCCAUCCCAUGAUGCUGCCACUACAAAUUUUAACUAUGGGGAUAGGAAAGUGAGCCUGAUCUGUUCCACAUAGGUCAAUCAGUUGGUUGUUAUCCUGCCAAUACUGGUUAUUUUAAAGGCAGUUUUUAUCAGAGUAAAUGAGGCUGAAUACAAAUACACACAGCAAAUUUCCCCCCCCCAUUUUUCUUCCACUGCGCAAUUAAACUGCACUUUAUGUUGGCCCAUCACAUAAAACCCAAUCACUUACAUGAUUUUACCAUGACAGAAUGUUAAACAGCUUCAAGAGUUAUGACUGCUUUUGCAAGUUACAGUAUUUGGUAACCAUCCUAGCUGUUUAAGGGGGGAACCGAUUGUUGUUUUCUGGCCGAUCACCGAUAUUUAACAAGUUUGACCUGCUGAUUCCGAUUUUGGCCGAUACCGAUCGAUUUGUAUUUGUUCCCAAAAAAAAUCGGUAAAUAUAGCGACAAAGCUGCUAAGUUGGAGGUAGAUGAAAUCAGUCUCAUUAGCCAACGCAAAUUUAAGGAAGUCGGGCUCGUAAACUGACUAUUCAAAACAUCUAAGAGUUCAUCUGAGCCAUGCAUCUGUGUCAGAUGUGAGAUAAAGUGAUAAACCCGUGAGACACAUGAAUUUCGCUGACACAACCGUCUGGUAGCUGUAGCUGUGCUUCAUUUCUCUCCUGGUGAAACCCAGACGGUGUUGUAACAGUCAUUCUUUCCCUCACUUUCUUCUAAAACCUCCGUACCCGGUCGUCCCGACCUACGCACCACACUGCAGUCAACAAUCGUUUCCCCGUAUUAUCACAAACACACAGGUGACAGACGCCGAUUUGCUUGCGGUGUUUAGGUUUUGCUUUUGAAGACAAGUCGGCUGUCGAUGAAGCGAACAUGCAGACGUAGGCUGCUUCGUUGAAUCUUAUAAGAUACCAUUGCGCCGUCAUAGCUGCGACCAAAGCAGUAGGCAUUUGAAGUUGUUUUGCACUUUAGCCUAAAAUGAGGGAAGAUUCAAUCCAUCACAAACUUAUCUUUAGAAGCAGGUUUAUCGGUCAUCUUCAAUUCACAUCAAUCAAAAAGGACCCGUCAGCCGACCUGUUACAUAUCCGCCACAAAAAAUGCUCGUACCUUUAUUUGCUUUGAUGAAGCCAGCAGUGUCUGAACUGGAUCCCUCUGACAAUGAAAUGGUAUUUUAUCCCCGUUUGGUUUUGGGUGGGCAGGAACAGUACUAACACCGAUCCCAUGUUUGCUAUGUCGGGAAGCCCUCGAAGGUUUUGUACUUUUGUAAUUUUGAUUUGUUUGUAGCCACGUACUCAAAACGACAAAAAGAAAAACAAACAAACAAAAAAAACAAAAAAAAAACAGAUGUAAUUGUUGGUGUAAUAUAACACAGAACAUGUAAAUACCAAUUUUCUGAAUUUUUUUUUUUGGGGUGUCUUUCCACAGACCUAUGUUGUACUUUGUCACGGUUGCAGCCUGCAGCCUCCUGAUCAGACUGUUGGUAUAUCACUCAGAUCUUAAGGUCUAGAAUAAAAUCUAUUUUGAUAAUA
Molecule: messenger RNA, 4271 nt
Organism: Poecilia reticulata (guppy)
Lineage: Eukaryota; Metazoa; Chordata; Actinopteri; Cyprinodontiformes; Poeciliidae
Gene: tbl1xr1b
Product: TBL1X/Y related 1b
Biological process (GO): regulation of transcription by RNA polymerase II
Cellular component (GO): histone deacetylase complex
Molecular function (GO): transcription corepressor activity; protein binding
Source: RefSeq, a predicted model, not a curated record